Molecule: messenger RNA, 3541 nt
Organism: Gallus gallus (chicken)
Lineage: Eukaryota; Metazoa; Chordata; Aves; Galliformes; Phasianidae
Gene: NAT10
Product: N-acetyltransferase 10
Exons: 28
Coding region: 123-3182 (1019 amino acids)
Biological process (GO): rRNA acetylation involved in maturation of SSU-rRNA
Cellular component (GO): nucleolus; 90S preribosome
Molecular function (GO): ATP binding; tRNA binding; 18S rRNA cytidine N-acetyltransferase activity
Source: RefSeq, marked provisional
CGCCGCGCGGUUCCCACGUGGGGUGUGGGGUGCGGCGCGCGCCGCGGCCGUCUAUUGAGGAGCCGUCGGUAGCGGCCGGGACCCGGCGCGAGGCGGGAAGGGCCGAGCGCUCAGCCGGCACCAUGCAGCGCCGCAAGGUGGACAACCGCAUCCGGGUGCUGAUUGAGAACGGGGUGGCAGAGCGGCAGAGGGGCCUCUUCGUGGUGGUCGGCGACCGCGGCAAGGACCAGGUGGUUAUACUUCACCACAUGUUGUCCAAGGCAACUGUCAAGGCCAGGCCCUCUGUCCUGUGGUGUUACAAGAAGGAGCUGGGCUUUAGCAGCCAUCGGAAGAAGAGAAUGAGACAACUACAGAAGAAGAUUAAAAGUGGCACCUUGAACAUAAAAGAUGACGAUCCUUUUGAAUUGUUUAUAGCAGCCACAAACAUUCGCUACUGCUAUUACAAUGAAACUCAUAAGAUUCUUGGUAACACUUUUGGCAUGUGUGUGCUUCAGGAUUUUGAAGCCUUGACUCCAAACCUGCUAGCUAGAACUGUAGAAACAGUGGAAGGGGGUGGAAUUGUAGUAAUUCUCCUGAGAACAAUGAACUCACUGAAGCAGCUCUAUACAAUGACCAUGGAUGUACACUCUCGAUAUAGAACAGAGGCACACCAGGACGUGGUAGGACGGUUUAAUGAAAGGUUCAUUCUGUCUCUGGCCUCAUGCAAGAAUUGCAUCGUGAUUGAUGAUCAGCUGAAUAUCUUGCCCAUCUCCAGUCACGUUGCAAACAUCACACCCGUUCCACCACAGUCACAGGAAGAUAGUCUCCGGCCACAAGACUUGGAGCUGAAAGAGCUGAAGGAGAGCCUGCAGGAUACACAACCUGUAGGAGUUCUGGUGGAUGGCUGUAAAACCUUGGAUCAGGCUAAAGCAGUUCUGAAAUUUAUUGAAGCCAUUUCUGAGAAGACCCUGAGGAGCACUGUGGCAUUAACAGCAGCCAGAGGACGUGGUAAAUCUGCUGCUUUGGGACUGGCUAUUGCUGGAGCAGUAGCUUUUGGUUACUCCAACAUUUUUGUCACAUCUCCAAGUCCUGAUAACCUUCACACUCUCUUUGAGUUCAUAUUUAAAGGCUUUGAUGCACUGCAGUAUCAGGAACACCUAGACUAUGAGAUUAUCCAGUCUUUAAACCCGGAGUUUAACAAAGCUGUUGUCAGAGUGAACGUGUUCAAGGAGCACAGACAGACCAUUCAGUACAUACACCCAGCUGAUUCUGUGAAACUGGGUCAGGCUGAACUUGUGGUGAUUGAUGAAGCUGCUGCCAUUCCUCUCCCCUUGGUGAAAAAACUGCUAGGCCCUUACCUUGUUUUCAUGGCUUCUACAAUCAAUGGGUAUGAGGGUACUGGUCGAUCACUGUCUUUGAAGCUUAUUCAGCAGCUCCGGCAACAGAGUGCACAAGCCCAAGUCACCAUGACUGCAGAGAACAAAUCUACAGCUACAGCCAAACUCGCCUCAGCUCGUACAUUGCAUGAGGUCUCCCUCCAUGAAUCAAUCAGGUAUGCACCUGGUGAUCCAGUUGAAAAGUGGCUGAAUGAUCUACUGUGUUUGGACUGCCUCAGCAUCACCAGAAUUAUCUCUGGCUGCCCACUGCCUGAGGAUUGUGACCUAUAUUAUGUCAAUAGAGACACGCUCUUUUGUUACCACAGAGCAUCAGAACUUUUUCUGCAGAGACUGAUGGCCCUCUAUGUGGCUUCGCACUACAAGAACUCUCCCAAUGACCUCCAGAUGCUAUCUGAUGCACCUGCCCAUCAUCUUUUUUGCCUUUUGCCUCCUGUUCCACCUACCCAGAAUUCGUUACCAGAAGUACUUGCUGUUGUUCAGGUGUGCAUGGAGGGAGAGAUCUCUCGCCAAUCUAUUAUGAACAGCCUUUCUAGGGGAAAGAAAGCUUCUGGUGAUCUUAUUCCCUGGACCAUUUCAGAGCAGUUCCAAGAUCCAGACUUCGGGGCCCUGUCUGGCGGGCGCGUUGUUCGCAUUGCAGUUCAUCCAGAUUAUCAGGGGAUGGGCUAUGGCAGCAGAGCUCUGAAUUUACUGCAGAUGUACUAUGAAGGCAAAUUCCCGUGUUUGGAAGAAAAAACAGUUCAAAAGCCAAAAGAAAUUGCAACUGUAAGCAGUGAGACUGUUAGUUUGUUAGAAGAAGUUGUGACACCUCGGAAAGACCUGCCACCUUUACUUCUCAAGCUGAGUGAGAGACAAGCUGAGAGUCUAGACUACCUUGGGGUAUCGUAUGGCCUAACACCAAGAUUACUUAAGUUUUGGAAACGUGCUGGAUUUGUGCCAGUUUAUCUAAGGCAAACACCAAAUGAUCUGACUGGUGAGCAUUCGUGCAUCAUGAUGAAGAUGCUGAAUGAAGAGGACGUUGAACAGGAACCUUGGCUCACUGCCUUCUGGAAAGAUUUUAGGAGGCGGUUUCUUUCUCUACUUUCCUACCAGUUCAGCACAUUCUCUCCCUCGCUUGCGUUGAAUAUCCUACAGAACAAAAAUAUCAAACAGCAGUCACAGCCCCCUAUCAGCCGUGCUGAAUUAGAAUCUGCUUUCAUCCCAUAUGACCUGAAGAGAUUAGAGAUGUACUCUCGCAACAUGGUAGACUAUCAUCUCAUCAUGGACAUGGUACCUACCAUUGCCAGGAUGUUUUUUCUCAACCAGUUGGGUGAUAUCUCUCUCUCUGCAGCACAAUCGGCCCUUCUUCUAGGGAUUGGCCUACAGCAUAAAUCUCUAGACCAACUGGAAAAGGAGGUGGAACUGCCUAGCAGUCAGCUGAUGGGUCUCUUCAACAGAAUCAUCCGCAAAGUAGUCCAGUUGUUCAACACCGUCCAGGAAAAGGCUGUGGAAGAACAGAUGGUAGCAACAAAGGAUAUUGUAAUGGAGCCAACAAUCAAAUCUUUAAAUGAUGAUUUGGAAGAAGCUGCAAAGGAAUUCCAAGAAAAACACAAGCAAGAAGUGGGGAAGCUGAAGGAAAUGGACCUUACACAAUAUAUUAUCCGGGGUGAUGAUGAAGAAUGGAAUGAGGUGCUGAGCAAAGCAGGACAGAACGCUUCCAUCGUCAGUGUGAAAAGUGAGAAGAAAAGAAAACUAGAAACGGUAAGAGGACACAAGCAGCAGAAGAAGUUUAAGAAGACUAAAGACAUAAAGCAGAAGCGGAAGAAAUGACUCUAAAAUGAAUCAGUGAACUUGAAAUAAUGAGUGACGGGUCUGUACUAUUCUCCUUUCAAACCAAAAGACUUUUUCCUGAGGAGCAGGAGAGUGAGCACGGAAGGGAAGGAAAAGCCUAAGAGGCAUUUUAAAAGUGUUUGUAUUAAGGGAAGUGCAGUGACGCUGCCAGGAGAUGGUCUAUGGAGAUGCUUUAUGAAGUGCGACUGCAGAGCUUGCACGAGGCACUCUGCAAAACACUGGGAUAUUAUGAGGGUGCCUUAGCAGCUACAGUUUCCAUUCGGACUGACAGAUCAAUCUCUAAACUUUCCUGCUUCUUAAUGGUUGAUAUCUAUUAAAAAAAGACUUUGGAUAACAAA